AUGCAUAGUAUGAAUCCUUACAGCUGGCCGACUCCCACUACUGUUCACGUCACAGACGCAGCCGCCGUUCGUGCCGUAUUGGCCCCGCAAACUGGCCUCGCCGCCCAGCUCCUUGCCCGGGCCAUUCCCAAUUCCCGCUUUGAGCGAGGUUUCGGUAUCCUUUCCACCUUCACAAGCGCCAGCGAGCACGUACACGCCGACUUCACAAGACGCGCAUUGUCUCGCAUCAGCCCCCACGGCGCGUCGUACCCGUGGCACGACAUUGCGGCGGCGGCAAGGCACAGUGUCGAAGCGCGCCUGCCGGUCGACCGGCGUACCAUCGAUUUCGACACCUUCACCCAGAUUGUCACUUUAAAGGUCGUGCUUGUCCAGCUCCUCGAUGCUCCUGAUGUGAUGAGGGAGGGCGACCUCGCUUCUGUCGCCCACCACAUCGGGGAGAUAUGGCGUGCCUCGAAGAGUGGAGACCCCACCCAGCACCUCCUCGCCGAGGUCAACGGGCACCUGCGUCGGUGGCUCCCGAUGGAGGAUAACCCGAUCGAACUGGUCAUCCCCGCGUACGAGACGAGCUGGCGCGCGGUCGCCCACACUGUCGCGCUCGCGAACAGGGACCUCGCGGCGCGCGCCGCGUUCGACGCCUUCAUGGCGUUGCCUAGCACCACGUCCUUCCGCGGGCUGGUCGGUGACGUCGAAUUCAGCGUCGAGAUGUUCGUCGGCGAGAUCUUCCGCCUUUACCCCCCUACUCGCCGCAUCACCCGCGUCGUCCCGGUCGGCGACUGCCCCUUCCCCAUCGCCGUUCCUGGCCAGCCGCGCGACAUCACUGUCGUCGCGGACAUCGAGGCGGUGCAGCGCGAUCCUGCCGUCUGGGGCGCCACCGCCGAGGGUUUCGACCCCACGCGCUUCUGCACAUUGACGGCUCUGCAGAAGCGGUCGCUGCUCUCCUUUGGGCAUGGCCGUCUCUCAUGCAUCGCCAAGGACUGGGCCCCCCUCGCCGUGGCAAUCCUGGCGGGGGCCGUUCUCGAGAGAGUUGGGCCCGAGAGUGAGUACCGACUGCUGGAAGGCCCGCGCUUGGGUCGGAGAGAUGGGUGGCACGGGUGGGAGGUCCGCGAGGCUGAGGUGUAG
Sparassis crispa is the source of this 1119-nucleotide messenger RNA. RefSeq lists its product as hypothetical. Lineage: Eukaryota; Fungi; Basidiomycota; Agaricomycetes; Polyporales; Sparassidaceae. The coding region runs from base 1 to 1119 and encodes 372 amino acids. The transcript is spliced from 2 exons. The record is from RefSeq and is a predicted model, not a curated record. Gene Ontology annotation, molecular function: heme binding; oxidoreductase activity, acting on paired donors, with incorporation or reduction of molecular oxygen; monooxygenase activity.